AUGUCUCGACCACUGGGAGAAAGCCAUAAAAGGUUCCUGCAAACUAUGAUGGUCAAUGGGAUCAUUGAUGGUGCCAAGGCAAGGGCUCUCCACCGGCAUUGCUGUGAGACACACGGUGCACACUAUGCUCAUGAUAAACUCGAUGAAUUCAUCGAGGUUAUCAAUGCCCAGCUGCAGCCCAUGUUCAUGCAGAUCAGAAAAGGGAUGUCUGAAGAGGAUGGUCUUCAGUACCAUGCUUUGGUGAACAUGGCUGAAACUGAUGUGACCAGGAUGUCAACUGAUUAUGCAGACAACGAGUUGGAAUUAUUUCGAAAAACAAUGGACCUAAUUGUGGACUCUGACAAUGGAACCGCCUCUUCCACGGACAUUCUUAACUGUGCCGACAGCCUCCAGACAAAGAAGCUAAAGAAAAGAGAAACGGAACAUGUACUGAACAGGCUUGUUCAGGAUAAGUGGCUGAAUGAGAAAAAUGGAGACUACUCUCUCUCCACUCGAUGUAUAAUGGAGAUGGAGCAAUAUAUUCGGAUGUUGUAUCAAGACCAGGUCAAGGUCUGCCAUAUCUGUCACAAUGUGGCCUUGCAGUGCCAGAUGUGUGAAAAUCCUACAUGUGGCAUCAAAAUCCACACCCCUUGUGUCGCCAGAUACUUCAAAGGAAGGACUGAUCCACGAUGCCCUGCCUGUGAGGACUUCUGGCCACAUGAGAUCCCAGAUGUGUAUAGACCUCCGUCCUCUCAGAGUGAGACUCAGUCAGCAGCCAAAGAGAACACGGCCCCCACCCCCACUCCUCGGUCUACAGCUCAGACCCGGAGGACCAGGAGGUCAUAACCUCACGGAUGUAUGUAUAGCUGUCAGAACUUUCAGUGCAAUGUCUCCUGUGAGCUCCACUCUUAACUUGAUUAUCUCAAUUUUAUUAAGUUACUUUCUAGGGGAGCAAUUCUGGGAAGUGUGGCAACUACUUCAAUCAUUCUUUCAGGCAGUUUAAAUGGAAAGAUGUUUGUCCAUAAUUUGUGCCUGUGGUUCAUUAGGAUGUUAAAUUAGAAUAGUACUGCCUUAUUUGAAUACAUUAUGGACAUUACCUCAUCUUUGAGUAUCUGCAGGAAUAAUUUGGGAACAAUUAAAUAUGCUAAUUUGAAAAAGCAUACCCUAUCAGAUUAAAUGGGUAACAACUCCAUAUUUUAUAUGCAGUAGGAAAUGAGCAUACACUAACUGCUCCUUCAUUUAAUUUAGUAAUGAGUAGAAGCAAGUGCCAAUCAUGCAGGUAGCUUGGCAUUCAAUGUGUGCCAUAAUCACAUUCAAGUGUUGAUAGAUUGAACACAACUGGCUUUCCUUUGUCAUGGAUAUGAGGUGGGAUACUUUUAAUUAUGUAAAAUAGCCAUAGUGAUAGGCUAUUGUCCUCUACUCAAGUUAAUUGAGUUCAGCAAAUUUCCCAUAAUUCUUCAACAUGAAUCACCGUUGUGAACUAUGUAAAUUGAGACUUGUUUCCAACCGUAUUCCUUUUUGAAUUACCAUUGUCACUUGACCAUGAAUUUGUUUAUAGAAUAAGGUGUUUUUAAAGCCAUUUGGUGGGCGAGGCUAAGACGGCUGAAGCAAUGAAAGGACAGACAUGUUAAUGAUUGUUUAAGAAGAAAAUAACAUUCAGACCUAAGUCACAACAUACGUGAGCACAGGACUUGCAUUUUACAAGACCACUGCAAUAACCAAAAUUCUGACUAAAAACAACCUGAAUCUGGAUCCCUCAUCAUGGGUCAUGACCACCAGAAGCUCACAGAAAAGCUGAGCUCCAAAGAACGCACGUAAUGCCAGUGCUUGACUGGGAUGAACAAUACCUCCCCAGGCUGCAACACACACUCUAGGUAGGGAGCCUUCACAAACUCUGGGAAUCGCACCACGUCUGGACUUUCCACCUCCACCUGCAUUAAAGAAAGCUUUGUGUUUAAA
Messenger RNA from Oncorhynchus nerka (sockeye salmon), 1938 nucleotides. Its product is annotated as non-structural maintenance of chromosomes element 1 homolog. Gene Ontology annotation, biological process: double-strand break repair via homologous recombination. NCBI's taxonomy places the organism in Eukaryota, Metazoa, Chordata, Actinopteri, Salmoniformes, Salmonidae. Gene Ontology annotation, molecular function: ubiquitin-protein transferase activity. Gene Ontology annotation, cellular component: nucleus; Smc5-Smc6 complex. The transcript has 7 exons. Bases 1 to 825 code for a protein of 274 amino acids. The record is from RefSeq and is a predicted model, not a curated record.